Molecule: messenger RNA, 1169 nt
Organism: Truncatella angustata
Lineage: Eukaryota; Fungi; Ascomycota; Sordariomycetes; Amphisphaeriales; Sporocadaceae
Exons: 3
Source: RefSeq, a predicted model, not a curated record
GAACUGUCGUGUCGCAUGCUGCAGUUACCUUCUCUGCAAUCCACGUCUCUACCUGGUCUGUUUUGUGCCUCUACGGACGAGGCACCUGUAUUAUUAGUAGUAGCUUCAACAGCUUCUUGACCGCACUUUUUCGCCCGGACAGUCUCUCCCUCAUCGGCUACAACCUGCGACAAGCCCUGCACUGCGCAGACAAGCUGCUGACCUGCAACCUGCCAAAGGCUAACUUGGCAGCAAGCCCACCAUGGACUUCGCACCUUAUCAGUCCUCACCACCAGAGCACUCGCGGCCCUUCUCGCCAGCGCAGUCUCCUAGCCCCCGUGUAUCAUACGACCGUCAGCGAUCCGGCCUCAAAUCCCCCCCGCCCUUACAACACCCACAACCCCAGAGGCAGUGGGCCCCUACUUUGCCCGGUGGCUAUUCGCAAGUCGGCGCCGGAGCAGCAGGUUACGGAAACGAAGCCGGCUUUGGAGUCGAUGCCUUUGAUACGAGCUUGGGAGUCAGGCUGGACUAUGAGGCUGCUGUCAGCUAUUUGGCCCUCCCGCCACUUGGUGCAGUCAUACUGCUGAUAUUGGAAAGAAAGAGUGACUACGUCAGGUUCCAUGCUUGGCAAUCGAGUCUACUUUUCACGGCCAUUUUCAUCCUUCACCUCAUCUUUUCAUGGUCGACCUUCUUCAGCUGGGUCAUCUUCCUCGGGGACCUGGCACUUAUAGCAUUCAUGGCACUUAAAGCAUAUCGAGAUGCGGAUACUCUUGAUAGAUACGAAAUACCGAUAUUUGGUCAGUUGGCAAGUAAAUUCGUGGACGAUGAGUAGUGGCCAGUUUCGGCUCUGUACAAGUCCAACCUAAGACUAGUUGGUAGUGGCAUCAACGUCGUGAUUUAUGCGUCCCAUCUACUUACGUGUUGAUACAAUUAAUAUCCAAGUGUUCGAAGUCAGCACAUUGGUAAUGCUCAUAUCCAAAUCAUUCAAACUACAACCAAGGAAUUUAUCUUCAUGGGUCUUGUUCUUUGUGUAUCUUCAGGCAAAAUUUGAAACCCGAGGCGAUAGGUCUAUAGAGAGUCCCUGUCUACUGAGAUACAUCAGUACCCAUAUUCAAAAAGAUUACUGUCUGCUUGACAUGAGGCAGGCCGUGGGCAGACGGGACCUAGGAGUCGCUUUGCGUAAUUUGCGG